Trichomonas vaginalis G3 is the source of this 1428-nucleotide messenger RNA. RefSeq lists its product as uncharacterized. The transcript has a single exon. The record is from RefSeq and is a predicted model, not a curated record. NCBI's taxonomy places the organism in Eukaryota, Parabasalia, Trichomonadida, Trichomonadidae. Bases 1 to 1428 code for a protein of 475 amino acids.
AUGCAUCAUAUAUCAAUCCAAAUCAUCAAUGAUACGGAUUCAUCAGAUUCUUUUGAUGAUUUCGGCGUAUUUCUUGAUGAUGAUAUUGGUGAUAAAGAUGUUUUUAUGUCAAUGUGGAAUUACAAUCCAAAUACUGGUACAGAUAAUCAACCCAAAGACCAAGCUGCGCUUGAUGAUAUCUCAGAGGCCUUCGUAAAUCUCAAGAGUGCAUUAAACGAUAUCGCUGUUCUCAAAAACAAUUUUCAAUCAAAUAUUUCAAAGAAGAAUUUUGCAUCUGGCAAAGUUCCUCUCGAGUCUGAGAACCCAGAUGAAGAUUUUGUAGCAUUCCAAGCUUUGAGGCAGAAGAAAAUACAGUUAGAAGAAAGCAGUCAGUUUCUUUUCAAUUCUGCAGCAUCUCUACAAAAAGAGGUAGAGAGCACUAGACAGUACUUCAGAGAGGUAGAUCAAGUCUCUCAACGCUUCCCAUUAAAACUCGUCUCAACACCAGAUAAAACAACAAAAAUCGCGAUUGAUACAGCAUAUUCCACAAAUAACUACAUUUUCCUUAAUGAAAAAGAGAAUACAGACGGAUCUGAUUCUUGCAUUGAAUGGGCCUUGUCUGUAAACACUCAUUUUUCAUUCAACGGAAAAUCUUUCAUGUUAGAGUCGAAUUCUUCAUUUAUACGUUGCUUCUUUGAUCUCAUGUGCCACCAGUUAUUUGAACGUAUUAAAGACGAUCAAAUUAAGUCCGCAAUUCAUUAUUCAGCAGAUAAAGAUUCCAGAUCAGUAUACUUCGAUAUUGGUACGAAAGAAACAUGGGUAUUCGAGCUCGGCGCAUUAAAAGAGGUCGGAGAUAUCCCUGUUUGGAUUCCAAAACUUAUUCAUUAUAUUAUUGAUCCAAAAUCGCAGCCAGCGACAUAUAUGAGGCAGCUUUUAUAUUAUCUUAAUACAUUGAACUCUCUUAGAACCACUUUUAUGGACAGAUUCCUUUAUUCCGACUUUUGCCAAUUAAUUGUCAAAGAACAGCCAUGUUGUUCGGCUUUUCAGAUCUCUUCACCUCAUCUGGCCAUUCCAUACAUUGCUUUCAUUGAUAAAUGGCGAGUAUCGUUGACAGAAACUCCAAAUGAAAUGAGAUGUAUUCCUUAUUCAACAGAUGGACGUGGAUUAACACCAUCGUUAGAGAAAUGGUGUGAUAUUACAUUUACAGCGCUAUUCCUGUCGAUGGCUGAGAAAAUUACGAGAAGUUUCGGAUACGUUUUCAAGAAUAAGAACCAGUAUGGAACAGCAGCAUUUGGUGGCCGUAAAAUCAAGUUUAAACCACUUCCAAAGUCUAGAGAUGUAGAGAUUUCCAUCACAUCUCACGCAACUAAGAAGAGGAACUGGAAUCAAGUGCCUGGUUCGGAUUAUUUCGAGCGUAUGUGUGUUAUUCUGUUCACUGAUCUCAAUUAA